This is a messenger RNA of Trichoplusia ni (cabbage looper), 1604 nucleotides long. RefSeq names its product transcription factor glial cells missing 2-like. NCBI's taxonomy places the organism in Eukaryota, Metazoa, Arthropoda, Insecta, Lepidoptera, Noctuidae. The transcript has 3 exons. Gene Ontology annotation, molecular function: DNA-binding transcription activator activity, RNA polymerase II-specific; RNA polymerase II cis-regulatory region sequence-specific DNA binding. The annotation marks the transcript as partial. Gene Ontology annotation, cellular component: nucleus. The record is from RefSeq and is a predicted model, not a curated record. Gene Ontology annotation, biological process: regulation of transcription by RNA polymerase II; gliogenesis.
UUAAUCAAUUUUCCCAGCACCAGCAGUCGCACGGACAUGUCAGAGGGCCAAACACCGGAUUGGGACAUCAACGAUGCCGUGGUACCACGCGUGGCCGCCUUCGACGCCUUUAGCGAGUGGUGCGACGGCCACGUGAGACGCGUAUACCCGCCGGCCUGCGAAGAAGCGAGACGGCACGCGUCGGGCUGGGCCAUGCGUAACACCAACAACCAUAACGUGCAUAUACUGAAGAAAAGCUGCCUUGGGGUGCUUGUCUGCUCGCAGCGCUGCCGCCUACCUGAUGGCUCAAGAGUGCAUUUAAGACCCGCCAUUUGUGAUAAAGCCAGGAAAAAGCAGCAAGGCAAACCCUGCCCGAAUAGGAUGUGCAACGGUGGUCGUUUAGAAGUUCUACCAUGUAGGGGUCACUGCGGCUACCCCGUCACACACUUCUGGCGGCAUACGGAACACGCCAUCUUCUUCCAAGCGAAGGGCGCUCACGACCACCCAAGACCUGAAGCUAAGGGCGCCAGUGAAGUCAGGCGAUCUCUUGGCGCUGGUAGAAGAGUCAGAGGGCUAGCACUUUUGCUGGCAAGAGAGGCAGCCAUAGCAGACAAAAUACUAACGGUGAAACCUGAUAAGCAACAUGCGCAGAAAGUGUGCAAUACACAUCCGCAACCUCCACCACUUAUACCGGAUAACCAAAGAGGACAACUGACUUGCACGUGUGGGCCCUUCGAGUGCUCAUGUCGGUGGCGAGUCGAGCAGACACCUGAGAGCUACGCGACCGCGGGCUGGUCGCCGCCGGAGCCGCAAUACCAGCAGUACAUACCUCCCGCGGUACCCAGCAACAUACAGCAACAACAUUACGACCCUACCGCGCUACCAGCCGACGACAUCUUCCAUCCUGAAGAAAUCUUCCAACUUGACCAACCGAUCAGACUAGAUUUCCCAAUAGAAGAACACACUUUAGAAUCUCCACCCACGUUCGCUGAUCUCAACAGUGAAAACUCGAGGCCUGAAGACGCGUACUGGCCGGACUGGCAACGAGCUGCGGGCGGCUCGGAGUCCAGUGAGACCCCUUCACCAGAACUCUUCGGCAGCGGGUACCAGCAGACUGAGGCUUACUGCGAGCAGCAAGCGUACAUCCCUCAGGCGUAUUACCCUGAAGAAGCACAAUACUAUCCUACUGAAAGUCGGACCUCGCCCAUUAUGGACAUGCAGGAGCAGAGGUUCUACAGAUACGGCCAAGAUUGCUCGCAGACCAACCUAGACAUGCAGGCCUGGAACUACUCUGACUGCGCCUUCACAUCCAACGACAUGUCAGAGUGCAAACAAUACUUCGACGUCCAGCACCAACAGGCGGUGAACGCGUUUAGCGGCCUCUUAUAAUAAUGUUCCUGUACAUAGACUUGUAAAUUGUAAAUAAGCUAGUCGUAAGUAGAUGUAAGUUGUUAAUUUUGUCUCUAAGAUACAAAGAUAUAAUUAAGUAUUAUGUUCCUACAUGGUUUUAAAUAAACAUAUCUCCUUUUGAAACGUGAGAAAAUAAAAAACAGUUUGUAUAAAAUGGUCUAUUUAUUGUAUAUAAAAAUUACAUUAAAAUUGUCAAUUUUACAUUUUUAAUUUCU